AUGAAUAUCACUACAGAAGAAAAUGAAGUGCCCAAGGUUGCUUUGGCGUCAUGGAAAUUGGAGGAAGUGGCUGUAUACCUCGGUAUCACAGUUUUUAUUCUGUUUAUACUACUCGUGAAAUAUCUAUACCACAAGCUCAAAUGGAUUGCCUCGUAUAUACCUGAAUCCCUUAUCCUCAUUGUGAUUGGAUUGGUCUUUGGAGCAAUUGUCUGGUAUGUCCCAUCGGUUGCCCCUGGUUUAAAAAAUAUUCGGCUUACACCAAAUCUAUUUUUUAAUAUACUCCUGCCUCCUAUUGUUCUUGAAUCGGCCUAUAGUCUCUUCAAUAGAACAUUUGCCGAUUUUUUCGUCCCAAUAAUGCUAUUUGCUGUCAUUGGAACGGUUCUUAAUUUCCUCUUCAUUGGGUUCGGGAUGUGGGGAAUCGACAGACUUAUCGGUCUUGGAAAUCCCUUAAUUGAUCUUGCCAUGAAAGAUUACCUUCUCUUUGCGUCUCUUAUUGUUGCUGUUGAUCCUGUAGCUGUAUUGGCAAUCUUUCAGGACAUUGGUGUUGAUGCUGGUCUCUAUUAUAUGGUGUUUGGGGAAUCUCUUCUAAAUGAUGCCGUAACUGUCGUGCUAUACAAUAUUAUGAAUAUCUUCGUUGCAACCGAGCAUAUAUCUACUGGUGAUAUUCUCAUCGGUGUCGGUUCAUUUUUCACUGUAUCUCUUGGGGGUGCUUUGAUAGGUCUUUGUCUAGGAAUCCUUUCCUGUCUAAUUACAAAGCUAAAAGCCCUAUCCGGUGCUUUGCCUUUGUUUCUAAUGAGCUACAUUUCCUAUAUGGUUGGAGAUUUGUUUGGUUGGUCGGGAAUUAUCGCUAUAAUAGUUUGUGGUGUCUUUCAGGCUGCAUAUGCUUUUCAUAACGUCGCUUACCUAAAUAUUGUAAUGUUACGAGCCGGUGUUGGGCAGUUAGCUUCUAUCUGCGAAGCAGUUAUCUUUCUAAUGCUUGGUUUGGAGAUCAUGGCCACAAGCCUCAUCUGGCAUGCUGGCUUCAUAAUAACCGCCAUUGUCAUGUGUCUAAUUGCCAGAACUCUCAUUACAUUUGUGCUCUCUGCUAUAAUCAACCACCAUCGACCAUCACACUCGAAAAUUCACUGGUCAGAGCAAGUGAUAAUUAGUUAUGGAGGUUUACGAGGUGCCGUUGCCUUCUCACUAGCUGUUCUCAUCAACGAGCAUUUUCAUGGUGAACAUGACAACACAGCCAGAAAUAUUCUAAUUACAACAACUCUAAUGGUCAUCCUCUUCACGGUGGCAUUCAUGGGAGUAACAAUGAAACCCUUGGUUCGACUUCUGCAUAUUCGUCUUGCUAAAAAUGUCGAAAAUAAACUUUUCACAACACUUAAUAACUCUAUCAUUAACCAAGCUCUGCUAUACAUGGAGACUUUAAUUGGAGAACAGGGUUCAAAUCAUUUGCGUGAAAUAAUGUACCGCCUGGAUGAUAAAUAUAUUCGGCCGUUCCUUCAAAAGAACGCUAUGAGUCAUAGUCAGAAGAUUGUGAAUGUUUAUGAGAAAUAUGCGUUGCAGUUUCAUACUGAAGCUAUUGAAAGUCGUAGAACGUUGGAUGAUGGAGACAUGAAGGCAGGAGAUCUACAAUCUUCUGGCAAUGUCAAAGCAGAACCGGGGCCUUCUUUGCCCAAUCGAAAAUUGAGAAAACUAGCUACAUUCAGUCCUCUAGAUGAGGUUGAAGAGGACGACAUUUUUGAAACUUCAGUGCCACUAAACAUGCCCAAGCAAGUUAGACGCAGAGUUAACGUAGCUAGCAUGUAUCAAGGCGAAGAGUCUGAAAUAUACCUCCCUCACCGGAACAUAUUUCACGAGGCCAACGAUGCUCACUUUGCACAGUUUAGUCGUAACCAGCAUCGUCUUUUGGAAUUACUAGACGAUCAUAUUAACGUAAUGUCAAAAGACAGAUUACAAAAGGCUCGUGCAAUGAGUAUUGAUUCAGCCAUGGGAUCCCCAAGGAUAGACAAAAGACGGCAUAGGAAGAAAUUCUCUAGAUCUCACACUGAAGUUGUUGGAUAUCCAAGUCAAACAUUAACCCCACCUUCUUCGCCCGGUGAUGGAGAAGAACUUUUAAUCCGCCAGAACCCUACCGGUAAACACCACUAUCCUCGUGUUCCUCGAAGUACAAAGUUCUUUCCACACCAGACAAAUGUAUGA
Rodentolepis nana is the source of this 2190-nucleotide messenger RNA. Lineage: Eukaryota; Metazoa; Platyhelminthes; Cestoda; Cyclophyllidea; Hymenolepididae. The record is from the annotation of a GenBank genome assembly.